CUCCCGCCCCCUUCAACAUUCGACCGCCCGCUCAAACCUCAAGAAACAAGAACCGAGAGUGGGGAAAUCCCCAAAUCCCCAAAUCCCGAGCUCCCUCCCAUGGACAUGGAGAGCGACGAGGCCGCCGCGCGCUCCCUCGCGGCCGUCCCCGGAGGCGGCGGGAGUGAUUUCUUGAGCCGCCUCCCCGACCACCUCCUCGUCGACAUCCUCCUCCGCCUCUGCACCAAGGAUGCCGUCGCGACGACCGUCCUCUCCAGGCGAUGGCGCGCCGUAUGGCCUGGGCUCCCCCACCUCAACUUCGACGGCGUCGACCCCUCCGUACCCGCCCGUGCGCUCGCUUCCUACCAGGACCUCGCCGCAUUCGACAUCCAGCGCCUCGCCGUCUCGCCCAAUCAGGUGGACGCGCAGGAGACCUCCGCCUGGCUUGCCCUCGCCGCGCCCCGCCUCACUGGCCCGCUACACUUAGACAUCAGCCGUGCUCUUUCGGAGGAGGCAUUGGAUGACCUCCUCAUGGCGGACGAGGUCGAUGACGACGACCAGGAGGCCUUGGAGUUCCCCUGCUUUGUCAGAGCCACGGAGAUUCGACUUGACCUGGCGUUUCUUGCCCCGGUGUUGCCACCAAUUGGCGUCUUCGAGGCGCUUAGGUCGAUCUUCCUGCAUAAUUUUCGAUGCCAAGGCCAGAUCAUCUUCAACGACAUGGUGUUUCCUUCCCUGCAACAUCUGACCAUGAACAGGGCCCGUUGCCUGAACGUGCUGAUCAACUCCAACGCGCUGGUAUCCGUUCACCUAUCUUACUUCAUGCUGCUGCAGCAGCUUGCCAUCAUGGCUCCAGGGCUACAGCAGCUAGAGGUGCUGCGCUGCUUCUAUGACGCGCCCAUACCAGUUGCCAACAUUACUGCGGAAAGCUUAGAGGUUCUCAGCUGGGAUGGGCCGUAUGACGCAGAGUUUGUUCACUUUGGAGAGAUGCCUUGCCUCUGGAGGCUCAGAGCCCCUCCCAUCUUCACACUUCGGUGGCAGGAAUUUCAGAUGGCUCAGAUUUGUGCAAGGUUUCUAAAUCGGUUUGCAGCAGUUAAUCAGCUGGAGCUUCACAUGAGUCUUGGCGUGAGUCUUCUUUCUUGGAUACAUUUUUUUACAGUCUCCUCUUGAACUUAAAUUGCCCAGAUAUGAUAGAAUUGAUUUUCUCUUCCAAUAAUGUCACAGUGUGCCUUUGAGAUUGAAUUGCGUUGUGACGAAGCAAGAUCAUAUUGCAACAUGAGAUUUGCUCACAAAUAACUAUUGACUAGUAUGGAAUUAGGAGUUCAGAAACAACACUGUUGGUAUUGAAGGGUAUACUUCCAAUGGUUUGAGUUUGUACACAUUUACAUGUGCGACUAUCCUCGAGGAAAGCAGCAAAUAGGAGUUCAGAAGCAGCAUUGUUGGUAUUGUAGGAUAUACUUCCAGUGGUUUGAGUUUGCACGUUUAUACAUGAGAAAGUAUCCUCCAGGAAAGCGGAAAUAGGACUUCAGAAACAGCACAGUUGGCAUUGUAGGAUAUACUUCCAGCGGUUUGAGCUUGCACGUUUAUACAUGUGAAAAUGUCCUCCAGGAAAGCAGAAAAUAGGAGUUCAGAAACAGCACUGUUGGUGUUGUAGGAUACACUUUCAGUGGUUUGAGAUUGCACUUUUAUACAUGUGCAAUUAUCCUUCAGGAGCAACAUUGUUGGUCUGUUAGGGUAUGCUAUUGCUGGUUUUGAGAUAUGUAUAUACUUCAAAGAUGUCAGAGAGUCUAGAAGGAAAAAAAGAAGAAGGAAAAGAUUGAAAGUUAAGGCUGAUGCAGUUUCUCAAAUUUUUACUGAGUGUAAAUUCACUGAGGGUCAGUAAAAGAAGCUUGGACAAAGUUUGGUCAGUCAGUAUCUCAUUCAUUUCUGAAGUGCGGUGAAGAAAAAUUCAUUCAAAAAUUAAUGCUAGUCAUUGAGUUAUCGACAAAAGAUUAUUUGUCGCCUUCAAGUCACUGUCACUUGUCUUUGGUGUGUAAAGUGAAGUUUACAAUUGUGUGUGCUAGUUUAACUGGGUUCACAUGUUAUAUUGGCAAAUGGUAAUUCUGAAACUACUUCUAUUUUCUGUUUCUGGAUGUUGGGUGGUGCAGACAUGUAUGUCAAGCCGGAGAUGGAAGGGUCACUUCUCUUGAUGGGAGACUUGACCAUCCCUGACGUGAAUGUCUUGGUGUUAUCCUUAGACACAAAUGGGCAUGCGUCUGAAAGAAGUGUAUUGCGAUUGCUCGCAAAGUGCUAUUGCAUAAGAAAGCUGAACCUAUCAUUCCAAAUGCAAGACCAGGUAAUCACACCCUCUGUCAUGUACUAGUAUUCAACAUUUUCACUAUCCUAACAGAGUUGAGCAAUGCAUUUAUUUUACUAUAUAUUCGGGAACCAUAUCAUACUAAUGAUUUUUAAGUGAUACAGUAUAGCUGGUGUCAAAUGGUGUGCAUGAACAAGAAUGCCCAUUGGCUGUUGGAACAGAACUAAAAUUCCAUUCUCUGUUUAAGACUAGGAGAGCAUAGACAUGCCAAGGACAUGCGACUUGAAAAACAAGAGCACUAAGGUGGUUUAACAUUAUGAUAUAAUUAAACUGAGCUCUUGAUACGAGUUAAUUAAUAGGAAUAGUUACAGAGGCCAGGGGGUGAUCCCUCAUUUUCAGAGAAAAAGAAGCUAUUAGGAAUAGUUAGUAUGAAGUGUACACCUAUUUGUCAGGUAUAUCUUUCUUCUACAGUUUUUGUACUUCUUGUCUUGUGUAAUGUAAAGAGGAAGUAUCAUCUAUAGUGGCAGUCUAUAAGAUGUAGAAUUUUAAAAAUAUAAGCUUAUGCUUGAUGUCCUGAAUAUGAUCUUGAUAUCAUGAUGACUGCAUCUCAGGUAUUUCCUUGAUGGUGUUUGAACCUCUGAUCUUAUAUUGCUCCCAAACAAAUGAUAGCAGUAGAUUAAAGAGUUGUCGAUCUUGCCAUUUGCUUAUUCUGUACCACGGCAAAGCUUUUGCACUGCCCAUGGAGUCAUGCAUCUAAUUUUCUCUGUUCAUUCCUAACACACUUACGCGUGUUCUCAUUCCAGGUGGAAAAUUACUGUGUACAAGGCUGCAUUUGCCACACAGAACCAGAAGUUGAGGUCGUUCUGAUGUGGGCUCUGACAAGAAUGGACAUAGUCAACUACAUAGGACUCCAGCUCAACUUUAUGUUGUCGAACAACUAUUGGCAAGGGCGCCUAGAAUUAGAUUGAUGAGAAUAAUAAUCUCGGAGGCUGAGGAUCCUUUCGAAACAGAGGCUGAGGAUCCUUCACUGGGUAUCAUUGAAAGCUUAUGCCCUGCUGGUUGUGUACUUGAGCUUGUAUGGUGUUAGAAGAGUAGAGGAAUAGGUGACCUGAUACCUGACUUGCUAUUAGAGCUGUUGAAGCAUACAUUUUUUGUUUUGUUUUGAGGAAUGUACACAUCUGUCCGUGAGAGACUGAAGAUGAAUGCAUACAUAUUCAUUGUACAUGUACAUGUUGAGCGCCAAGCAUUAUUGUAUACAGUGGGUAUAUACGGAAUCAUGAAUAAUGACUGAAAUAGAAGAAUCUCAUAUAUUGGAUUUGUUCAUAUCAUGGAUGUGAUCA
Messenger RNA from Triticum aestivum (bread wheat), 3612 nucleotides. RefSeq names its product putative F-box/FBD/LRR-repeat protein At4g03220. Gene Ontology annotation, molecular function: protein binding. The transcript has 2 exons. The record is from RefSeq and is a predicted model, not a curated record. Bases 100 to 1146 code for a protein of 348 amino acids. Lineage: Eukaryota; Viridiplantae; Streptophyta; Magnoliopsida; Poales; Poaceae.